Molecule: messenger RNA, 1737 nt
Organism: Tuber aestivum (summer truffle)
Lineage: Eukaryota; Fungi; Ascomycota; Pezizomycetes; Pezizales; Tuberaceae
Source: the annotation of a GenBank genome assembly
CUUCCUUGUAGAUGGAAUGUACUUCUUGUGCGCUCAGAGUACAUGCAGAUUAAGCAGGACUUAGAGAAAGCGGAGUUGCAAAAAUGGUUCUCAGUUACAGGACUAACGAAGUGGGGAGCCGAACAUGAUUAUGUCAUUGUUGGUCAAUCCAGUAUAGGUAUACUGUAUCCAUAUAUGCUAUUGUUCUACUCUUUUCUAACAGUGAGUAAGGAAAAUCAUAUUUUCUUUCAUACUUGUUAGUGCAUUGCCUCAUUAUGGGCAAGCCAAUAGUUUAUAGGGAGAAUGAUCACAAGUGAUUUCUCUUUAGCCAGCAGGUGGCUGGUUAGCAAUUAGAUGCCAUGUUCCUGUUUAACCUUCCACUGGAGAAACAACAGAACCUCUGGAUACUUACUAGUAACGAAAUGACUGAUCCAGGUUGGUGUCAGAAUUGUAAUUUGUGGUUUGUGGUACUGGCGGCACGGCCGAGCCAGGUAGCCAAUUAAGAUUUGUGGAGGAGUGAGCGGAAUGCUACAGUUUGUUACAUGAGUCACUAGAAAUGGAAUGAAAUUUUUGCCAUGUUCUUGUAGUGAUCCCCUUCUCCAACUUGUGUCUCCAUGCCAAGAUUUGGCACCUCUUUGGAAUAGCCUCCACACGGCUGCUGAGAGGAUAGUGUUGGGGCUGCUCUUCGGGGUGAGGGAUUGCACUCUGCUACUGCCUUGGCAACUGCGACUCCAGCUCAAUAUCUGGCAUUGAGUUUGUAUCACCGGUAAUAGAGUUUUGAUUAGACUCAAAGGCUAAACUGUAUAAGCCUUUGAGGGGAAUAUUCUAAAAGAGGUGCUAAUUAUUUGCAUGGAAAUGCUUGUAUAUUUAAUUUACCUGCUAACUAGUUCGUACUAUCAUACUUUAUACAAGGCGAAGCAAGCGAGUCAGAGCGAGAAGGAGAAGCUUUACGCGGUAUGUGCUGCUUUUGGCCCAGUUGCAAGAACUUGCUUGCAGGAGAUAUCAAUAACAAAUGACCAAGCAUAUGAGUGGAGCCUGAGAAGUUAUUUCCACGUGGUGAAUGAGGGUGUCGGGGCAUUUAUUUCAUCAGGUGAAUAUAGCGAUUUAGAUGACCCUGUGAUGGACAAAGCAUUAGCCAAACUAAGUAUUUUGGAACCAAUAAAUAACAGAGAAUUCUCUCAAUUGCUGAUAGCAACAAGACUGAUUAGCUUCUGCAUUUUUCAAUCGGCGAAGCAGGCUGCCAAGCUGAGCUUCUAUGGUUUAUACCAAAACAUCUCAUGGUAGCGACCACUCAGCACCGCUGUAGGGUAGAUAUCCGAAGGGUAUUCACAUGAAUAGUUUCAACAUGGGGGUCCCUUUGUCGCUAAGAAAAUUGGUGAGUAUCCCAAGCCCAUGAUAGACUUGGGAUUUACAAUUAAUAGAUCAAAAUCCAUAUCCACUAACAAUUUCACAGAUGCGACGGACUUAGGCAGGCAGGCUUGGGCUCCAGGCAGCAGAGAUAUUGAGACCUCUGGUAUUGGAAAAUUCUUUCUACUAUGUGGCUGAAAUUUCGAGUAUGUCAAUAGACCAAUGGUUUCUGAACCCAAUGCAUUAAUUAUUUUUCAAAUCACUAUCGCUGCGACUCAUGACAUCAAACAGCAUGGGAUCCAGGCCCUCUUGCAGGUGCUACCAGCUGGGAUCAAGAAUCUCCACAUAGUGUUUGUGAUUCCGAGAGAACGUAUAAGGAGCUAUACUAAGGGACAGAGGGUCCCUAGUGCA